AUGGAAAUCAAAGUUUUUCUUUCUUUAUUGAGCUGUUUAUCAUGUGGUAUAUCAGUCGCUCAAAAUCCUAAACAAAUGAUAAUCGAUUUGACGGAUAUUGAUUCAACAUAUGUGAUGAAUGGAAAUCUCAUCAACAGUCUCGAUAGUGUAAUUGUGAGUGGAGGAAAUCUCGAUGAUUUCAUUUAUGUCAUUCCAUAUUUUGUGAAACAAGAAGACACUAAUUUCUUCCUAUUCGAUGUCAACAACGUGGCGAUAUCCUCUCUCUCCUUGGUUCCCCUUCAAACUUUUCAACAACAUUGCUCGAUCGACUUCUCCAAAAACACAAAUUUCGAUUUUGCUCUCAUUUUCAAAAGAUUCCCAAAAACUGAUGAAGAUAAAGUGAAAAAUUUUGAUUUCGACACGAUUCCAUUGAGAGUGACUGAUACAAAUGAGUUAGCAGAAGCCUACACAAUGAAAGCCACCAAUCGACCCCAUCUCUACACUUCACCAAACUGUGUCGUUUCUCUUUUUGCUGGCGGUUAUCCGAGUGAUAAAGGAUCGGAAAAAUAUCGAAUCUACGAUUUUGAUGCCAAUAACUUGCCCUCAUUUUCAAAUGGUUUCAUGUCCACUUUUGGUUUCACUUUUUUCAUCCCAUCUCAAUGUGAAUUUUCGAUUCUCAUAAAUGCAAAUGGAGCUCCUCCAAAUACGGAACUCAUGUUCGCGAUGCACACAGGAAAUGAAGGAUUUUUCAUGAGUAAUGGAUAUCGACAGAUGGAUAAUUUACAGCAAAAUCAGCCUUUCAUUUACAAUCUUGGACUCUAUAAUGAUGACUGGAACCAAAAUGUGACAAAGUUUUUCUUCGAAGUGGUCGAUUUCAAUGCAGGAGAUCUAAAUGAUACCUCAUUUUUCAUCAGUUACGGCAACAAUGAUGAUGAUAUUAUGUUAGAGCAAUCGAUUAGCAAUCAGAAUUUCAGCAGUCAUACAGUCAUGGCACAGUUGAGAUACGAUGCAAUGACCGAUCAUUCAUACGUGUUUGUCCGUUACAAAACUCUUGGAGAUGGAACGGAUGAAGAACCAACUACAACUUCAGCAUCAACUACAGCUUCAGCAUCAACACCCUUUCAAACUACUCCCAAAUCCACAAAACGAUCUCAAUAUUUUGCUUUGUCAACUCUCGUGUUGUUACUUUUUUUGAAAGAC
Molecule: messenger RNA, 1179 nt
Organism: Mesorhabditis belari
Lineage: Eukaryota; Metazoa; Nematoda; Chromadorea; Rhabditida; Rhabditidae
Source: the annotation of a GenBank genome assembly